GCUCACCGCACCAGUCCUCUCAGCGAUCCUCAAGGAGGGACAAGGAAGCUACAGAGACUCGGCAACUGGUGGAGUUCGCAGCCCUGGUGGUUUCAGCUGUUGCUCCGGGAGGAUAUGGCAAAGAACACAGCCGCCAACCUUUCCACAGGAGCUCCAUGCCUUUUGAUUCUUCUGAAUUUUCUGAAUUGUCUGAUCUACACGCUGUGCGCCGGUAUAGACUCUGUGAGUUGCAACUUCACUGUCAAGUAUCGAACCUCACCUGGACAGUGCUCAGUGAAUGGAGAGCCUCUCUUUCAUUUUCCUGAUGAAAAACUUGGAAAGGGGGGAAAUGUCACUGAGGUGUGUGCUGAUUUGUACCAAAGCCUGGAAAAGAGCUUUGAUAAAAUGUUGGACCUGGAGCCAGAGUUAUUCAAUACCAAGGGCAAUCGAACCUUGCAGGUCAACAUACAAUCUAAGUAUGAUCAAGGAGAAUUCAUUGAUGGACUCUGGGCCUUCACCAUUGAUGGACAGCAUUUCUUCUACUUUUAUCCAAAA
Mastomys coucha (southern multimammate mouse) is the source of this 534-nucleotide messenger RNA. Its product is annotated as histocompatibility antigen 60b-like. The record is from RefSeq and is a predicted model, not a curated record. NCBI's taxonomy places the organism in Eukaryota, Metazoa, Chordata, Mammalia, Rodentia, Muridae. The transcript is spliced from 4 exons. The annotation marks the transcript as partial.